UAUCAUUUGCAAGAUCUUGAAACCUGAAAAGGGGACAACAACCCAUAUUCCUCCAAAGUACAACAUGGACCUACUCGAAAUUAUCUGACAACCACAGGGCCAAAUUGGUCUUUGGGGACCCUUUAUAAAAAGAAGUCGUCCCACGUUGAUUCUCCCAACACUCUCACAAACACACAAAUAAGAAGGGGGCAAAAAAAAACAAAAAAAAACCUCAAAAGAAAAACCUUAAUCCUUAGAAGAACUAUAUAACAUGGUAGUAGUAGGUUCAGUCUCCCACCCCCUGAAACCUCUACUCUCAUUCUCUCCAAAUCCUCUCACUGAUCAGAAUGCCAUCUUCCUUCUCCACCACAAAAACCCUAAUCCACAGCCUCUUCCUCUCACAGGUGCGGCGCAUCGCCCGUGUCCUGACCGGGGCGAAGUCGUUCCUGGUCAAGGUCUUCCGUAAGGGGUCGUCCUCGAAGCCCGUCCACUUCUUCAUCUUCUUCUCCCGGAACAAGAAGGACAACAAGAUAUACUUCGGCUCGUUCCGGCUCCACUACAACUGGUGCUCCUCCCGGUCCUGGUCGGUGCCCGCCUCGGUCCUCCAGGACACGUUUCCGGCUCCCGUCACGAGCCAGGUCUCGUACUACUAUGAUUCAUGCUCGAGGCGGAAGUACGAGGAUGCUGUGGGGCAUUAUUGCCAUCCCGAGCCGUCGGGCUUGUCAGGGUACCUACAAUGGCUCGAGGAGAAAAAGGUCGACCAUGGUCAAGGGGACGUUUUGGGAGAUCAGAACAACGAGCAACCACAGGGGAAUGAGAUCGACAAGCUCGCGGACAUGUUCAUUGCGAGGUGCCAUGAGAAGUUCAUUUUGGAGAAGCAAGAAUCGGAGAGGAGAUUCCACGAAAUGCUUGCUAGGAGCAUGUGAAAAAUCUUCUAAUUAAGGUCUCUUUCGUUUUCAUUGAUAGCCUUUUGUUGUUUGUUUAAUGUUAAUUAAUUAAGCUAUAUUUAGAGUUUUCUCAAUUUGAGGAGGCUGGCUAGCCCUUAACCUUGUAAUAAUUAAUUAUUCCUUGGGACGUGGAGAUUAUAUGUAUUAUGGCUCUUCUUUUUUCUUUUUA
Molecule: messenger RNA, 1095 nt
Organism: Punica granatum (pomegranate)
Lineage: Eukaryota; Viridiplantae; Streptophyta; Magnoliopsida; Myrtales; Lythraceae
Source: RefSeq, a predicted model, not a curated record